UAUUUUAUUUUUCAGAAACCAAAACACCAUCUUAAAUCCUUGCCUAAAGGUGCCUGGAAGCGAUUAAAAGACUUGCACGAUCGCCAGAAAAGGCGGCGUCACUUACCAAUAGAGAAUACUUCCCAGGAUCCUUAUAGCGACAACGAAACUGACUCGUUACUAAUACCUAUUGUGCAUAAGGGAACCCCUCCAAAUAGAGUCACUGGAACGAUACCUAAGAAACCUCAAGACGCUGAUCAGAAUCCAAACUGCCCGGUUUCUCGCUUCAGGCAGUUGCAAUUCCAACGCGAUCUACGCAUCCACCCUUUUACAGACACCAAUGUGGAACGCGGCAGGAACAAAAAAGACUUAGAAGUAGUUGAAGAUUUAUCCAAAAUGCCUAGUGAUAAAGAGAAUCAAGAAACCAAACCACUGAACAAUAACAACACAAAUGGAAAUGGUGGCAGUGCACCGAGUAAGCCAAAAAUCCAGCCAAAAUACAGCAUCCAUCGGGAUGUGCUCACCCACGAGGUGGUGAUUAAGCAAACGGGCUAUGCGGCCCGGGACAAGAGUAUACCCUCCUCCCUGCGAAACUGCUGGCAGAGCUGGAACUUCUUCGCACUGUUCACCGGCGUGAUUCCCAUCCUGCAAUGGUUACCCCAGUAUUCACCCAGGAGAGAUCUUCCGGGCGAUAUAAUCGCCGGUUUCACCGUCGCCAUUAUGAACAUACCCCAUGGAAUGGCGUAUGGCAUCUUGGCGGGAGUUUCGGCCGGAAACGGUCUCUACAUGGCUGUGUUUCCAGUGCUGGCCUACAUGUUCCUCGGCACUUCCAAGCACAUCUCAAUUGGCACCUUUGCGGUGGCCAGCAUGAUGACGGCGAAGGUGGUGGACACGUUUGCCAAUGUGGACGAUCACCAUCACGGAGUGCUGACGACUGCUGCUACCACAACGUCAUGGCUGUCAAAUUCCUCUGCAUUAGCGGACGCCAUCACCUCAACCACCUCAUCAUCUCUUUCGGUGUUUAAUCAAACAUCCACUUUUCAGUUGUUUAAUUCUACUACAAUUGCGAAUCCCAUCACAAAACUGGAGCUGGUGACCUCAUUGGCCCUCACCGUGGGCAUUGUUAACCUCCUCAUGGCUUUUCUAAGACUGGGAACCCUGUCGUCGCUGCUGAGUGAACCUCUGGUCAAUGGAUUCACGACUGCUGCAGCUUGCCACGUGGUCACCGCGCAGCUCAAGGAUGUCCUGGGUAUCUCAGUGCCCCGGCACAAAGGCGCUUUCAAGAUCAUAUACAGCGUUAUUGAUGUGAUCAAGGGUGUGCCAGAAACAAAUCUGGUGAACUUUGGCUUUUGUAUGGCGGUGAUCUUGUUUAUGACCAUCUGCAAUGAGUGCUUGAAGCCGCGCCUGAGCAAAAGAUGUCGCUUCCCCCUACCCGCAGAGCUGAUCAUGGUGAUCGGAGGCACGCUGAUCUCCAAGUGGUUGAACCUGAAUGUCGACUACAAGGUUAAUCCAGUGGGGACAAUACCCAGCGGUUUGCCGGAUCCUGUUCUGCCGCGCUUGGAUCUGGUGCCAAAGGUGGCCGUGGAUUCAAUAGCCAUUGCUAUCGUCACCUACUCCAUUAUCAUGUCCAUGGGUCUAACUUUUGCCAAGAAGCAUGGAUAUGAGGUCAGGCCGAAUCAGGAACUUUUUGCCAUGGGCAUUGGCAACAUGGUGGGCGGCUGCUUCUCUUGCAUUCCCAUGGCAUGCUCCUUGUCGAGAUCCGUGAUCCAGGACCAAACAGGUGGGGUGUCGCAGAUCGCUUCUCUGGUUUCCGCCUCGCUGGUGGUAGUUACACUCAUGUGGAUCGGUCCCUUCUUCAGCAGUUUACCCAGGUGCGUUUUGGCUGGCGUGAUAAUAGUGGCAUUGAAACCGAUGUUUAUGCAAGCCAAGGAGCUGAAAAAGUUCUCUAAGCAAGGCAAACUGGAGAUGUUCACCUGGAUAUCCACCUUCCUCUGCGUGGUGAUAAUCGACAUCGACAUCGGUCUUUUAAUCGGCAUCUGCAUCUCGCUGUUGGCCCUCUACAUUAAGGGCCUGAAACCCUACUCCUGCCUUUUGGGUUAUAUGCCAGAGGCCCCGGGAAUCUAUAUGGAUCUCAACCAGCACCGGAAUGCCCUGCAGGUUCCCGAGACACGUAUCUUCCGCUACAGUGGAUCGCUGAACUUUGCGACGAGUUUGUUUUUCCGACGGGCUCUGUUCGAGGCGGUGGGUCUGGACAAGAUUCCGCCGACAAAGGUCAGCAGCAGCAAUAGUAACAGUCCCAGCAAGGGCAGCAAAACGAGCUAUUCCCCGGUAUCGCAGAACGGCGGCAAGGCAAUCAAUGGCCAGCUGGUGGAGUCCUCUGGUGGAUUCAAGGUGCUCAUCCUGGACUUCUCGAUGCUGGGACACAUAGAUGUGGCAGGAUGUCGCACCCUCACCGAUGUGAGCAAGGAGCUGAAGGUGCGCGGAGCCCGUUUGCUGCUGGCCAGUCCCGUGGAUAGGGUGUACGACACCCUGGUCCAUAGUAUGGCGCUCAGCGAAGGACCCUUUGAGAUCUUCCCCACGCUGCACGAUUGCGUGGAAUAUGCCAAUGCCUGUCGGACUGCGUGAGAGGGUAAUCCUGAUCCGGAUCCUGAUCCUGCUCCUGACUUCCCAUGUAAAGGGGAUGCGGAGGUAUAACCAGUUUUGUGAUAUGUCCAAGUGAUAGCUUGUGAAUCGUAGCACCAAAACCCCCUUCCUAGUGGCUAAGACCUAUUUUAAACUAAAUAAAUACAAUGUCGCCGUCUACAAUCAAGCAGAAUAGGCUAAGUUCGUUUAAGUGCCUCCACAAUAUGGAUUUUUUGUACUUAAAACAUACACAGCCCACCAGUCAAGGCAACCGAAGAACUUUUGCGAUCAAUGAAGCGCAUUGAUCUAGAGCAAUUUGUACCAAAAUGAACAAUUCAAACACACACAAUUAGUAUUUAAUUAAUAUGUAUGAAGAUGUAUAAACUGUACAUAAACAUUAAACUGAAUUUGUUGCAA
Molecule: messenger RNA, 3018 nt
Organism: Drosophila rhopaloa
Lineage: Eukaryota; Metazoa; Arthropoda; Insecta; Diptera; Drosophilidae
Gene: Prestin
Product: sulfate anion transporter 1
Exons: 5
Coding region: 376-2604 (742 amino acids)
Biological process (GO): transmembrane transport
Cellular component (GO): membrane
Molecular function (GO): sulfate transmembrane transporter activity; chloride transmembrane transporter activity; bicarbonate transmembrane transporter activity
Source: RefSeq, a predicted model, not a curated record